Plodia interpunctella (Indianmeal moth) is the source of this 3834-nucleotide messenger RNA. RefSeq lists its product as uncharacterized. The record is from RefSeq and is a predicted model, not a curated record. The transcript is spliced from 13 exons. Lineage: Eukaryota; Metazoa; Arthropoda; Insecta; Lepidoptera; Pyralidae. Gene Ontology annotation, biological process: cristae formation. Bases 92 to 1810 code for a protein of 572 amino acids.
UCAAUGCGGAAUAAAACUGAAUUAAAUUCCAUCAAAGGUUCAAAGGACUGAUUGGCCGUUUUUUAGAAUAAAAUUAUUUUAUUUAUUUAACAUGGAUGAAGAGGGAGAAAGUAUAUUACUUGAAGAAAAUUAUUAUCAAUUGCUAAAUGUGUCUAAGACGGCUACACCAGAGGAGAUAAACAGUGCAUACAGGAGAUUCUCUCGCAUGUUUCAUCCUGACAAACAUAGUACAGACCCGAACAAACAGAAAUGGGCUGAGCAGAUCUUCAAUAAAGUCAAAGAGGCGUAUGAAGUAUUGUCCGAUUCGCACAAGAGAGCUAUAUAUGAUACUCUAGGAAAGAGGGGUUUGGAAGUUGAUGGCUGGGAAGUCAUAUUUCGAACUCGCACUCCUAGGGAAAUUAGAGAAGAAUAUGAAAGGUUAAAGCGCGAACGGGAGGAGAGAAGGUUGCAGCAGAGCGCCAACCCUCGUGGCACAAUCACCCUUUCCAUCAAUGCCACUGAAAUGUUCAUGAAAUACUAUGAUGAGUAUGAAAUAGUUGAAGAUGCACAAAUAUUACCUUCUAUAGAAGUGUCAGGGAUGACAAUACAGCAAUCCAUCGAUGCCCCAGUAACUCUGAGGAACACAAUGACAUUGUCAGGCAACAUAUCAACACAGAACGGAAUAGGCACAGGUUCAGUGAAUGUAUGCAAUCGUCACCUUAGUUCAGAAAAGGGCUGGACCGAGGUUGAGUUUGGUAUUGGCAAUGGACCACUUCUGGGUUUCAAAAUAUUUAGAACACUGUCUCGGCUGAUGUUUUUGAACUGUGGCACUAUGCUUCACUUCACACCUCGGGGCAUUUCGCCCAGUCUAAUUUCAACUAUGGCACUGCAAUUAGACGCCCAUUCUGUGGGCUAUCUGACGUACCGGGCCGGUGGACAAGGCGGUUCAUCGAUGACUAGCAUCUACGUACGUGACUCGGAGAAGUACCACUCGAAUACGGCCAUUCAGAUUGGGAACCCUCAUUCCUUCAUCUCCUUCAACUUGAUGAGGAAGUUGCCACAGCAUGAUAUGAAGCUCCGACUAGCUUUGAAAUUCGGUACAUUUGGUGCUAUAGCAGAAUACGGGGCUGAGAAGAAAGUGUCACAAAACAGCAGCGUUUCAGCUGCAGUCAUGUUGGGCGUGCCCAGCGGUGUUAUGCUCAAACUCAAGUGGACCUGUUCCUCUCAAACCAUAGUGGUUCCUAUCCACCUCUGCGAGGAAGUGAUGCCGUCGCCAGUGUUCUACGCGACGGUCGUGCCUAUGGUGUCCUGGCUGGUUCUGAAGAAACUCAUCUUGGACCCCAUAGCCAGGGAGAGGCAGGAACGGGAGCGGCAAAGGUCCAUGGAAGCCAAUUAUGAAAGAUUACAAGAAAUGCAGCGACAAGCGCGGGCGACAGUGGAACUCAUGAGAGAGACCUACUCCAGGAUCAGAAGCGACGAGGAGAAGAAGAAGGGACUAGUUAUCCUAAAGGCUGUGUACGGGAAACUGCCACAAGGUGCGUCUGCGCACGAAGUAGCAGAGCAGACGGGCGACGGCGUGGCCCAGUCGUCGCAGUACAGUGAGGUCAUCGACGUCACAAUACCCAUACAGUGCCUGGUGAGGGACUCGCGGUUAGAAUUGCUCGAGGCUAGCAAGUCGGAACUGGCUGGCUUUUACGACCCGUGCGUGGGUGACGACAAACACUUGACCAUCCAGUACAUGUUUCACAACAACCUGCAUUGUUGCACCGUCGCCGACGUGCAAGCGGUCGUCCUUCCCCGCAAUAACCAUCGGAUAAAGAAUAGAUCCUGAAAAUUAAAGUCCAGGCGCAAGUGAUGAAUUCUGCGCGGGAUUAAGUCGAUAGUAGAUAUUGUUGAUAGUCCUACAGGAAUCCAGGAAACUAUUGUUGCAAGGCAGCUAACAUUCCAAUUUUAGAUUCUUCAUUGGCCAUUAUUCGGAGGCAUGCCAAAAGACCCUCCAAUGGGAUUCGCUAGAUUUAUCAUAAUGCUAUGUACGAGUACAAACUUCACAUUUACAAUUUGUGGGACGCCUUAGGAGAACUUACAAAAUAUGUACCAUUGCUUGCUUUAUGUACCUUUUACGGUAUUAGAGAAAAUUGUAACCAUGCAAAGUUGGAUGGAGUUAAAUAUGAUGCAGAUUCAAGACCAUUUCACAUUUUUACCUGAUGAUAUUGGGUAAAAAUGUGAAACCUGAUUGUUGAAACUCCUUUUAAGCAAAUAUGCAUGGACAAUAACCGCAUUUUGAUCGAUCGUACAAUGUCAUCAAAACAGCGUUUCCAUGCUCAUACAUACUAUAUUAGAAUAUAAAUUUUACUAAAUUAGAAUGAACAUCAAUGUAAAUAUUAAAAUAUUUGUUGCAAAUGUAGUUCCUUUGCUGAGCAAUACUAGGAGGAUACUAUAGGUUAAAGAGAUUUUGAAAAUAUUGAUUGCAGAUUAUAAUUAAAGGGCGUGUUUUCAGUUAGUGAGAAAUGCAGCGAAACUCGUUAUAUAUGUAAGGACUGUAUGUGAAGAGAAAAAAGAAUGUUUUUAACUAACUGCGUAUUUUUGCCAUUGCAAUACUAAAUACAAUGGUCUGGAUUGGUUGAUAAACACAAAGUGUUGCCAGCCAAGAGGAUACAGCGACCUCUAUUUUCUACUCUUUAUAUAGUUAGACUAGCUACGACCUACGACAUUUGUUCCUUACUGAAUAUGCGCCAUAUACUUUCGUUAUAAUAUAGAAUUAUGUAAUGAAUGAUGGACUGAUUGCAAUAGUAUGAUACAGAUAUACCAAAAAACAUAAUGUAUUUUUUUAACAUGGAAUAGAUGAAGUUUAUCGUUACAAUAAUAUUCUGGAUUUACGUGAGACACGAGUAGUUUAAUUUAAUUGUUGGAAAAAGUUAAUAUUAAUGCUUUGUUGAUAUUAUAUUUCUUGUUUACCACUUGAGAACUCUUUUCAGCAAGCCUUUUAAUAUUGUUUUUUUAUUUCUAUAAUGUUGUACAAUGGCGUUUUGUUAGUGACUUGGGUUAGACUAUAUAGCACUUUUGCGACUAGGUCGUGCAGGGCGAGACGCGACGCUUUCUCAACUCCAGAGUUAAAGUUGGCUCAGUUGAUGAUAAAGUAAAAAAAUAAUAAUUUGAAAUUGACAUUUUACUAUGUCUUCUUUGAUCGAAAGUUGGUCAUUCACGUUUUAACAACUGAACUUAUUUUCUAAAGUCCUUACUGAGCUCGAAUAGCUUCACCUGUUUUUUUAUACAUGUGUAUUCUAUUUAAACUAUGUCACCUAAGCUAUGUACCCUAGAAAAACUGGAUUGGCUAUCCGACCUUAGUUUAACUUGCUCUGGACAUUCUAAAAUAUAUAUGUAAAAUAAUAACUCUUAAAGGUAGUUUUGCACUGGUCACGUUCCAGGAUAAAGGCACAGGUAUAUAUUAGGCUAGAUGUCUCAUUCCUUCUAUUGUAACUGCAGGUUUUGUAAUACCUACGUAGAAUUAAAAUGCCACCAAAGUGAAAUUGAUAUCACACUAAUAUAAAGGGGCUAAAUUCCACAUAAAGUGGAAAAUAGGAUCUCUCGGCAUGCGGUAUCUAACGUAAUAUAAAUCUAUGGAUAUCGUAUUUAAGACAUGAUCAAUUUAUCUGUUUAUCACCAUCGCUCGAGCCGGCCAAGUCGCCACAGAGUGCUAAGUUGCAAUUGUAGUAAACUGCCCCCCGCAAAUGUGUAUAUUUGACGAGUUCUUUUCCCUGAAAUAUGAUAUUGUUGUGCGUUGUCUGACAGUGCUUUUAUUGUAUUUAUGCUGGUAGUUAUUAUAACGUCGACGAAAUAAAAAAAAUAUGACUGUUA